AUGGCGACUCAAGACCCACAAGUGGUUGCAAAGCUGGUCAGGGAUCUGGAGGAGCUUCGCAAGGCCAAGAAGGGCGAGGCCAAAUUCACCUGCAAAAAGAAUACAUUCACCGUCAGCGGCACCAACAAUGUGACCGUAGACUCCUGGAAGUUCCAGGAUUGGGACUACAAGCGUGCUGGGCUACCGACAUAUGCCCGUGGUCUUUUCACUACCAGGAGGAAAGAUGGGACCCCUGAGAUUGCGACGCGCGGAUAUGAUAAGUUCUUCAAUGUGGGUGAGACGAAGGCUACGGAAUGGCGCAACGUCGAGAAGAACACGAAGGGGCCCUAUGAGCUCAGCGUGAAAGAGAACGGAUGCAUUAUUUUCAUUUCCGCCUUGGAAAACGACAAACUGUUGGUAUGCAGCAAGCACUCGACUGGAGCUCGCGAAGAUUCAAACGUGAGCCAUGCCCUGGCAGGAGAACAUUGGGUGGAACGUCAUGUCUCUGCCGUGGGUCGUUCUGUCAAGGACCUGGCGCGAACUCUACGCCGGAUGAAUGUCACAGCUGUUGGAGAGCUAUGUGAUGACUCGUUCGAAGAGCAUGUCUUGGCCUACGACGAAGCAUCUUCUGGCAUUUACCUACACGGUCUUAACUAUAAUCAGCCUGACUUCCAAACAAUGCCGUCCGAGGAGGUGCACAAGUUUGCGGACGAAUGGGGCUUUAAGAAGGCCAAAUUCGAGGUCUUUGAUGAUAUCUUCCGUGUGCAGAGCUUCCUCGAGAAUUGCGCGGAGACCGGAACCUGGGAUGGACGUGAAACCGAGGGCUUUGUUAUUCGAUGCCAUCUCAGUGACAACGGAUCUGAGCCCUACCGGCAUUGGUUCUUCAAGUACAAGUUCGAAGAACCGUACUUGAUGUACCGUCAGUGGCGUGAAUGCACCAAAGCCGUCAUCUCCGGCAAACACCCCAAGAUCCGGAAACACCAGGAAAUCACUGAGGCGUACCUGCAGUUUGCUCGACGGAAGUUGAUGAAAAACUCCAAGAUGGCGGAUGAGUAUAUGCAUAACCACGGUAUCAUUGCUUUGCGGGAGGAGUUCCUCAAGGAACGCGGAACGACCGGAUCCGAUAUCAUCGCGCAGGAGAUCAAGAAGCAGAGUGAAUCGAAGGAGAUCAAUCAGAAUGUCAUCCUUGUCCCGAUUGCUUCCCUCGGGUGUGGAAAGACAACAGUCGCUUUGGCUCUCGUGAAGCUCUUCAAAUGGGGACAUGUUCAGAACGACAACCUGCCCAAACAGAAGAACAAGCCGAAGAGGUUCGCUUUCGAGGUCAGCCAUGCUCUAGGCGAGCACAGCGCUGUCAUAGCCGAUCGCAACAACCACCAACGGCGCGAACGCUCGCAGCUCAUGGAGGACAUCUACCCUGUGCUUCCUGAUGCGCGGUUCAUCGCUCUACAUUACGUCCACGAGCCCAAGUCGGAACGUCUUUCUGCUAUUCGAGAGGUCACCCGGAAGCGCGUGCUAGAACGUGGUGACAACCACCAAUCCAUCCGAGCAGGCACCAACGCCCAGGAAGAGACCAUUGGAAUCAUGGAGGGCUUCCUCAACCGAUUCGAAGGCCUUGACACCAGCCGCAGGCCAGACGAGAAUUUCGACCAGGUCAUCGACCUAGACGUAUGCGCCUCAUCUCGAGAGAACCUCGAAACAGUCGUCAAAGCCCUGCACGGCGCAUACCCUCGACUGGUGCCCCAGAUGCCCUCAUCCGAAGAUCUCGACGCCGCUAUCUCCGCCUCCCUAAACGACUACCACGUCGACACAGAUCUCAGCUACAGCUACGGCAAACCCCCCAAGAACAAGAACAAACCCAACUCCCCGGACAACGGCAUCACCCUCCGCGAACCAGCAGGGAAAACCGCCUUCUCCCCCGAAGCCCUCUCCAAAAAGAUCGAAUACUUCAACAUCUCCCUCCCAACCAACGAAAUAACCUCAACCCUCCACUCCCUCUUCCCCUCCUCAACACCCCCCGAAACCGCCCGCCUCUACAACCAACUCGUCAACUCCCGCCGCCUCCAGUCCUCCUUCCACGUCACUCUCAUCCACCGCGCCUCCAAGAAAGACUGCCCAGAAAUCUGGGACAGGAUGGUAAACCAGUACAUCACCGCACAAAACACCUCCCCAGUCCCGAAUCCCGUCCAGAACCCACCCACCCUCGGCUCUGCACGUGUUCGUCUCGAAAGACUCAUCUGGGACGCGCGUAUCAUGACCUUCGUCGCGCGCAUCCUACCUGAGAAAUCGGAAUCGGAGACGGAGACGGAGACGGGCGCAGAAUGGCCUUGUGCGAAUCCGAUACCGCAUAUUACGGUGGGCACUGCUUCGCCGGAUGUCAAGCCGAAGGAGAGUAAUGAUUUGCUGAAGAGGUGGGUGGAGGUUGGGUCUGGUGGUGAUACGGGCAUCUUUGAGGUCGAUGUUAAGGGUGUUAAGGUUGUUGAUGGGGUUGUUGGGUUGGUUAUGAGUCGGGGGAAGUAUUGA
This is a messenger RNA of Penicillium bovifimosum, 2499 nucleotides long. RefSeq names its product tRNA ligase. Gene Ontology annotation, cellular component: nuclear inner membrane. The record is from RefSeq and is a predicted model, not a curated record. NCBI's taxonomy places the organism in Eukaryota, Fungi, Ascomycota, Eurotiomycetes, Eurotiales, Aspergillaceae. Gene Ontology annotation, biological process: tRNA splicing, via endonucleolytic cleavage and ligation. The transcript has a single exon. Bases 1 to 2499 code for a protein of 832 amino acids. Gene Ontology annotation, molecular function: RNA ligase (ATP) activity; GTP-dependent polyribonucleotide 5'-hydroxyl-kinase activity; ATP binding.